AAUAUCAACUAGUUAGUUACCUCUAAAGUGUUUCGCAAACACAUUAUGCACCUUGCAAUCCUCAAUAUAACUCAUUAAUAUUAGUAUAUUCGGAGUCAUUUAUUUGAGCAACAUUCAUAUCGUUUAAAAUGAAAGCUAUCCUACAGCGCGUCCUGUCUGCUUCCGUGACGGUAGAAAAGGAGGUCGUAUCGUCUAUCGGAAAAGGAGUUUUAGUCUUUGCCGCAGUGGCCCCCGGUGAUACAGAGAAAGAAGCAGAUUCCUUAGCAGCUAAAGUAUUAAAGCUGAAGCUGUGGGACGACAAUGCGGGGGGAAGAUGGAAAAAGAGUGUGAUGGAUAUCGGCGGUGAGGUCCUAUGCGUGUCCCAAUUCACCCUACUUGCCUCUACUAAGAAGGGCAAUAAGCCCGACUUCCACGGAGCGAUGGGAGGGGAGGAGGCCAAGAGACUCUACGACUACUUUUUUGAAAAGGUCCAACAAGGCUACGCAGCCGAUAAGGUAAAGAACGGAGUGUUUCAAGCCAUGAUGGAAGUUGCCUUAGUGAACGAUGGCCCUGUCACGCUGGAGCUAUCAGCUGGUCAAAAACCUACAUCUGCGCCAACACCAACACCUACGCUAAAUCAACAAUAACGGCUAGUUAUCCAAUAGCUCUUGUUUACAGCAACGUAAUGAUUGACUUCUCAAUACAAACUCGACCAUUAUAUCCAUUUGAGUAUUUAGUACUGAAACAUUAUAAUCAGAAGCUCGUAGUCGAAAAGAACCGCAUCCUAAACCUGUUAUAGUGAGGGUAUCAAUAUUAAUGCAAA
Molecule: messenger RNA, 802 nt
Organism: Daldinia loculata
Lineage: Eukaryota; Fungi; Ascomycota; Sordariomycetes; Xylariales; Hypoxylaceae
Product: deacylase
Exons: 5
Coding region: 129-626 (165 amino acids)
Biological process (GO): tRNA metabolic process
Cellular component (GO): cytoplasm
Molecular function (GO): D-tyrosyl-tRNA(Tyr) deacylase activity
Source: RefSeq, a predicted model, not a curated record